AUGGCCACUCUUGUACCCUUUCAAGACGUACCACACGUUCCUAUCCCCGCGAGAGGCGUCGACUACCGCGGAAAGGUAGUUCUCGCACCCAUGGUUCGGUCGGGAGAACUCCCAUCGCGCCUUUUGGCUCUCAAAUAUGGCGCAGACCUGGUAUGGGGUCCAGAGACGGUCGAUCGAUCCAUGAUUGGAACCACGCAACAGACCAAUCCUCGCACUGGCUGCAUAGAGUGGACGCGUACCUCCAACAACGAUUCUACGAGUGUGAUAUAUCGCAUUGAUCCACAAAGAGAGUCUGACAAAUUAAUCUAUCAAAUCGGUACUGCUUCGCCCGACUACGCCGUCCAGGCUGCGUCGCUUGUGGCUCCUUACGUUCGUGGAAUCGACGUGAAUGCUGGAUGCCCGAAGCCCUUCUCUACUUCAGGAGGCAUGGGCGCAGCACUACUUCGAACUCCGGACCAUCUUUGCAAUAUCCUGACAGCCCUGGUCGCGAAAGUGGGAACACCUCAUGAGAUCGGUAUCAGCGUCAAGAUUCGAUUGCUCGAGACGCCUGAAUUGACCUCCGAGCUUGUCAACAAACUUUGCAAAACUGGCAUUAUUGGCUUGACCAUUCACUGCCGGACUACGCCAAUGAGACCAAGAGAACGUGCUAUCAGGGAUCAGCUGCGUAUGAUCGGUGACAUAUGCAGAAGCCAUGGGGUCGCUUGCCUGAUGAACGGAGACGUGACAUCGCGUGAAGAAGGGCUGGCCCUUGCCAAAGAGUAUGGCAUCGAUGGAGCAAUGAUUGCCACGGCAGCCGAAGCUAACCCAUCAGUUUUUCGCACCAAAGAGCAGGGUGGGCUGGCACCUUGGCGGGAGGUGGUCAUAGAGUAUAUGCAGCUUGCGAUGAGCGUAGAGAAUAAAUGGGGAAACACGAAAUUCUUGUUAUCUCAGCUCAUGCCUGGAAAGAGUCCCAUUUAUCAAUCAGUUCAGAAGUCGCGAAGCUACACAGAAGCACUUUCGCUUUUGGAGAUCUCUGAUUUGGAUACUGUGGGGAAGGCGAAAGACAUCGAUCGCGUCCUCCUUCUGGAUAUUCCGCAAACAACCAAGGCAGAUAUCAAGCGGCAACACAGACAAGAGAACCGAGAGAACCAGGCAAAGAAACAGGAAAAGAAGAGGGCCCUGGAGCAGAGAAGUGAUCAGAACGAACACAUUCACCAGGAGCCGAACAAGAAGCAAAAGGCCGAGAUAGCAGCCGAGAACUCAGGGUUUGAUGGAGUAAGUCAGGGCGCCCUGGCGGUAGCAGCGUGA
This is a messenger RNA of Cladophialophora psammophila CBS 110553, 1287 nucleotides long. RefSeq names its product tRNA-dihydrouridine synthase 2. The transcript has a single exon. The coding region runs from base 1 to 1287 and encodes 428 amino acids. Gene Ontology annotation, biological process: tRNA dihydrouridine synthesis. NCBI's taxonomy places the organism in Eukaryota, Fungi, Ascomycota, Eurotiomycetes, Chaetothyriales, Herpotrichiellaceae. Gene Ontology annotation, cellular component: cytoplasm. The record is from RefSeq and is a predicted model, not a curated record. Gene Ontology annotation, molecular function: flavin adenine dinucleotide binding; tRNA dihydrouridine synthase activity.